Molecule: messenger RNA, 912 nt
Organism: Penicillium coprophilum
Lineage: Eukaryota; Fungi; Ascomycota; Eurotiomycetes; Eurotiales; Aspergillaceae
Product: flavin reductase family protein
Exons: 1
Coding region: 1-912 (303 amino acids)
Molecular function (GO): FMN binding
Source: RefSeq, a predicted model, not a curated record
AUGAGUUCCUCUGCAACAGCCGUGGCAUCGGAGGCUGAAAUCGCCGCAGCACAGAAGAACUACAAGGUCGUCCAAGACGUUGGCAAUUUCGACGAGAUCCAAGCCAAACGCCCAGACUUUGAUCAUCAUAAGCCUAUCACAGUAACAAAAUCUCCAAAUCCCAAUUGGGAGUACGGCCAAGGAGUGCCCGACAAUGGAGCCAGCCUGGCCCAAAAACAUCAUGAAAUCGAUCCUUACGCCCCAGAUCGUCCGAUGAUCAACAACUACCGCCUUCUUGUCUCGGGAAUUGCGCCUCGACCGGUGGGAUUUCUCAGCACAGUCAAUUCCAAGGGCGAAAAGAACCUCUCCCCAUUUAGUUACUUUCAAGUCAUCGAUCACGAUCCUCCAAUGUUCAUUGUUGGUUUCUCGUCUCGGCCUGGUAGGGUUAAGGACACCUACCGCAACCUCCGAGAGACUGGGGAGUGUGUAAUCAACACGGUCUCAGAGAACAUGAUCGAGGCAGUGAACGCGAGCUCUAUUGAUGCUCCGUAUGGUGUGUCAGAGUGGGAUAUAUCCGGACUGCAUGAGGCACCAUCGAGUACUGUGAAGCCAUCCCGCGUCGCCGAAUCUGUGUUCAACAUCGAAGGCAAGGUUAUUGAUAUCAAGGAGUUCACCGAUCAUCAAAAACCUGGAAUGAGUCUCGCUGCUACUGUUCUCAUCAAGGCUACUCGGUUCUGGGUCAAGGAAGGCACUGCCAAUGAGGAUUACAGUCAUAUCGACUUGGAGAAGUUGCGACCGAUUGGCCAACUUGGGGGGAUGUCCUAUGGUCGCAUUGGAUCAACUUUUGAGUAUCCACGCAAGAAGUGGAGUGAUGAGAUGCCUAAGAGUGAGAUCUUGACUCAGCUGGAUGCUGCUAAGCCUGUUUAUGAAUGA